AUGGGAGAUCCAAUCCGGCUUGUAGAAGAGACAGACGAACUUCAUUACAGUAUUUCAGCCUUCGACCGAUGGCGCCGUCCGUCGCCGCCACAGGCGCGUCGCCUGCACCGUCAGAGGGCACCCAAACAGGGCACCCAAACACCGCCCGGCGCACGACAGGAAACUCCUUGGCGUCGCUAUUACAAGCCAACAUUCCCGCCGGAUAAUAAGUACAUUGCAACUGCUGACGACCUGAAUAAAAUCCUACUUCUUGAGAGAAAGACCGGUGUCAUCUAUCACCAUUUGGAAGGCCAAACAAAGGUAAUUAAAAAUAUCACCUCCUCCUCGAAUAGCCGAUUGUUGGCAUCCUGUGGAUAUGACAACACGGUUCGUUUAUGGGGUAUUGAGCCUGGGGUGCCAGCCACCAACCUCAUCUCAGACCACCACGCCCGUUUUAUUGCAAGUGUUGAGUUUUCACCAGACUGCUCUCUUGUUGCGACGGGAGGAGAGGAUUCCAAGGCCAAGGUCUGGGAUGCAGCAACUGGUCAACUUGUUAGAACGACGGAAGAAAUGCCCUACUGGAUUGGCAAAGCGAGAAUCACUCCGAAUAGCGAACUAUUGGCAUUGGGCUGUGAUGAUGGGAGCGUAUCGCUACUGAAAAUUCAAACUGGAUAUUCAAUUGUGGCACUGGAUGCAAAAAAACAUCAUGAUGGUUCCGACUCGCCCAUCCAGGAUAUUCAGUUCUCCCAUAGCGGCAGGCUUGUCGUCGCAAGCUCAAAUGAAAAUAGAGGGAAAGGUAUGGAGCACAGAGACUAG
Molecule: messenger RNA, 795 nt
Organism: Penicillium malachiteum
Lineage: Eukaryota; Fungi; Ascomycota; Eurotiomycetes; Eurotiales; Aspergillaceae
Product: WD40 repeat domain-containing protein
Exons: 2
Coding region: 1-795 (264 amino acids)
Molecular function (GO): protein binding
Source: RefSeq, a predicted model, not a curated record